This is a messenger RNA of Lucilia sericata (common green bottle fly), 1869 nucleotides long. RefSeq lists its product as uncharacterized. The record is from RefSeq and is a predicted model, not a curated record. NCBI's taxonomy places the organism in Eukaryota, Metazoa, Arthropoda, Insecta, Diptera, Calliphoridae.
AUGAACAUCGGAAAAGUAACACUCUUGCUACUGCUAAUAUUGGCCUUCUGGCGUACGGUGUUGUUGUGGGAUAUGAAAUUUCUACUAAACAAUAUAUUACCUUUGAGUACCAUCAUGCAAACGCAAGAAAUCAAUUGGUUUAUAUCACAACGUUUGGACAGCGAAAGCAGUGAACAUUUGGAUCAAUUUUUCAAUACCAUACAUCGUCAUACGCCCAUAACACAAAUGGUUUUCACCAAUAAUAGUGAUAUCAGGAUAAUAAAAACUACCAGCAAACGCAAUUAUAUGGGCAUAGUAUUGACUACGGGUCCCUCGGAUCCCAUAAUGUGGCUGCAUGAUCGUGUACUUUUGGGACGCCACUAUUAUAUGAAUUUUGUUAUAUUGGUUAAGCCUUUGGAAGAUUUUACGAUAGCCGAGAGAAUUUUGCGUAAAUUGCAUAGAAAUAAUUUUCAAAAUUCCUUUCUCUAUGUGGGUUACUUGAAUGGUUCUUCCGAUUUGUUGGGCAUUAAUUCUUAUCCCGAAUUUAAAAUUGAAUUGCGUACUUAUUUCUUAAGGGAUUUAAGAAAGACAAUGGGUAAAGUAUUAGCUGGUGGAAUGGAUUGUCAAGGCUUUAAGUUUUAUACUCCUUUACGUUUGGAUUUGCCCGGAGUUUUUCGCUAUUACAACAAGCAGAACAUAAUAGAGAAGCAGGGUAUAGCUUAUCGCAUUUUAAAUUUAUUCAUAAGCUAUAUAAAUGCCUCCAUAGAGCCCUAUCCAAUGCCCGCUGAUCACUUAGGAGGCAUAGUGGUAAAUAUGAAGGAUACAUUGCAAUUGAUAAGGAAUAAAAGCAUUUUAAUAACGGCCCAUGCCUAUGCUCUCUUCGAAACUGAUGAUACCAUAGAUAAAAGUUAUCCCUUAAUGGCGGUACGCUGGUGUUUAAUGGUCCCACUUAAGAAUACCAUUUCCACGUUUUAUUAUCCCAUUAAACCUUUUGCCGCUUAUGUCUGGUUUAUAUUGAUAUUUACCUUCUUUGCAUUGGCCACCACCGAUUGCUUGUGGAUUAUAUGGGAGAGUCAAAAGGAUCCUUCCAAGCGUUCUCACCUAAUGUGGCAUUUGCGUUGCAGUAUUUUAGAUAAUCUUUGUUAUAUGCUUAAUAUAUCCGCUUCUAAGAAUAUAAAACGCCCCACCUGGGUAAGGUUUUUCCUUUAUAGCACUGUAUUUUUCCAGGCUUUCUUUUUAUCUACGGGCUAUACCUCCCUGCUGGGUAGUAUUUUAGCAGUUACCCUCUUUCGCGAUGAAAUUAAUACCUUGGAGGAUCUUAUCAAAGCCAACAUCUCUACCUUAAUAAUAGACUACGAAUAUGAUUUUUUGCUAGGGGUCAUGAACUUACCCUAUGAUUUUCUUAAACUCAUAACACCCGUCGACUCGGCCACGUUUUAUCAUCAUCAAUCGCGUUUUAAUCAAACUUAUGCCUAUUUUGUUACCGAUGAAAAAUGGCAUUUCCUGCAGCUUCAACAAACCACUCUUAAACAGGGUCUUUUUAAGCUCACCGAUAUCUGUUUUGGUUCUUUUCAUUUGGCUUUUCCCAUGGAAACGGAUUCACCUUUGUGGCGUAAUUUGGAAUACUUUAUCUAUAGGGUGCAUUCUUCGGGCAUGUUACACUAUUAUGAGAGUAUUUCGUUUGAACAUGCUGUCUAUGCUGGGUAUGUGCAACGCUUUACCGGUGGUAAUGAUUAUCAGGCCGCCGGCUUGAGUCAUGUAUCAAUGGUUUUUCUAAUGCUGUUGGUGGUGAGUGCUGUUUGUGUUUUAAUAUUUUUGGGUGAGUGUCUUCAUUAUAGAUUACAGAAAGGUGUGGUAAUCUUAGUUUUUAAGUUAUUGUUUUGGAAAUAA